Molecule: messenger RNA, 873 nt
Organism: Staurois parvus
Lineage: Eukaryota; Metazoa; Chordata; Amphibia; Anura; Ranidae
Source: the annotation of a GenBank genome assembly
CAUAUAUAUUUUCCCCUAAUUGUCAUCUUUGCUGCUCUUUCUCUGCAGGUUCUGUCACUGGGAGCGGACGUCUUGCCGGAGUACAAACUUCAAACACCUCGUAUCAAUAAGUUUACUAUAUUGCACUAUAGCCCCUUCAAAGCCGUAUGGGACUGGCUCAUUUUGUUGCUUGUUAUUUAUACCGCGAUUUUCACUCCUUAUUCAGCUGCCUUCCUACUUAAUGACAUAGAGGAGCAGAAGAGACGCACAUGUGGAUAUUCCUGCAACCCUCUGAAUGUCGUAGACUUAAUUGUCGAUAUCAUGUUUAUUAUCGAUAUCCUCAUAAACUUCCGGACCACAUACGUUAAUCAGAACGAAGAAGUUGUCAGCGAUCCUGCAAAAAUAGCUAUUCAUUAUUUUAAAGGCUGGUUCCUAAUAGAUAUGGUUGCAGCGAUACCUUUUGAUUUGCUGAUAUUUGGAUCUGGCUCUGAUGAGCUCAUUGGACUCUUGAAGACUGCACGGCUACUUCGCUUGGUCAGAGUAGCCAGGAAGCUGGACAGAUACUCUGAAUACGGUGCUGCUGUCCUUAUGCUGCUAAUGUGUAUAUUUGCAUUAAUUGCUCACUGGCUUGCUUGCAUCUGGUAUGCAAUCGGCAAUGUGGAACGACCUUACCUAAUUCACAAAAUUAGCUGGCUGGAUGCCCUUGGUGAUCAAAUAAAGAAACCGUAUAAUUACAGCGACCCCAGCUCGGGACCAUCUAUCAAGGACAAAUAUGUCACAGCACUUUAUUUUACCUUCAGCAGUCUGACAAGUGUGGGCUUUGGAAAUGUGUCUCCCAAUACCAACUCGGAAAAAAUCUUCUCCAUUUGUGUUAUGUUGAUUGGCUGUAAGUAG